AAAAUCUCAUUUGAGAUUCCAGUGGGGGAUUUGGUAACUGAGAAAGUGAGGAAAUCAGUGAGAAAAGUUGCGAGAAAAUGAGUGGACCAACGAAGAAGGUGGUUGAUGUUGCCUUCAAGGCUUCCAGGAACAUUGACUGGGACGCCAUGGCCAAGCUUCUCGUCACCGAAGAGGCUCGCAAAGAGUUCUCCACCCUCCGCCGUGCCUUCAACGAGGUCAACACAACUCUUCAAACCAAGUUCAGCCAGGAGCCCGAACCUAUUGACUGGGAAUAUUAUAGGAAAGGGAUCGGAUCUCGCCUGGUGGAUAUGUAUAAGGAGGCUUAUGACAGCAUCGAAAUCCCAAAAUAUGUAGAUACAGUCACUCCUCAAUACAAGCCCAAAUUUGACUCAUUGUUGGUGGAAUUGAAGGAAGCAGAGGAGAAGUCUUUUAAGGAAUCAGAGCGUUUAGAGAAGGAGAUUGCUGAAGUUCAAGAGUUGAAGAAAAAGAUAAGCACCAUGACUGCAAACGAAUACUUUGAGAAGCAUCCCGAGCUGAAGAAGAAAUUCGAUGAUGAAAUCCGGAAUGACUAUUGGGGUUACUAAGGAGGAACAUACAUUUUCUCGAUCUCGAUCAUAUUUCAACUAUAAUUUGGUCUCCUUUUCUGUCUCAACCUUUAAAACCAAAUUGUUUUCUUUGUAAUUUGGUGACCAUAUUCAUCAGUUGGAAGAUUGAGUUCAUCUGCACCUCCAACAAAAGUUUAUUUUCCAUUUAUUGAAAUGAGUUUGAUCAUCCUAACUUGUUUAAACUCAUAUGGAUUAGAUAUUUUGUAUAAGACCCUUGCAACAAAGGAUCAUCAAUAAGUAUUACAGUUCUAUCUAUAUAUUCUUUUGUUAUAUUUAAUGA
Messenger RNA from Humulus lupulus (European hop), 885 nucleotides. Its product is annotated as ATP synthase subunit d, mitochondrial-like. The coding region runs from base 78 to 584 and encodes 168 amino acids. NCBI's taxonomy places the organism in Eukaryota, Viridiplantae, Streptophyta, Magnoliopsida, Rosales, Cannabaceae. The record is from RefSeq and is a predicted model, not a curated record. Gene Ontology annotation, biological process: proton motive force-driven ATP synthesis. The transcript has 5 exons. Gene Ontology annotation, molecular function: proton transmembrane transporter activity.